UUACUUACCGUGUGAAAAAAAACAGCUCUCUUCCUAUAUAAAUCUCCACCUAAUUCGUCUUACUAAAAGAAAACAAGAUUUUAACAAUCACAGGAAAGUAAGAAUGAGAGGUAAAUAUAUUUUUGUACUAGUACUCAUUGUCUUGGCCUCCAAUGAAGUUCUUGCCAAGAACAAAUUUUCAACACCUAAAUUGAAACGAAGUGAUUUCCCAGAAGAUUUCAUAUUUGGUUCUGCAACCUCUGCUUACCAAGUCGAAGGAGCUGCUCAUGAAGAUGGUAGAGGACCAAGUAUUUGGGAUACCUUCUCUGAAAAAUACCCAGAGAAGAUAAAAGAUGGUAGCAAUGGAUCUAUUGCAGAUGACUCUUACCAUCUUUACAAAGAAGACGUCGCUAUACUGCAUCAAAUUGGUUUCAAUGCUUACAGAUUCUCAAUCUCAUGGUCGAGAAUCUUGCCUCGUGGGAAUCUAAAAGGAGGAAUCAACCAGGCUGGUAUUGACUAUUACAACAACUUAAUCAAUGAGCUAUUGUCCAAAGGAAUCAAGCCUUUUGCCACAAUUUUCCAUUGGGAUACACCACAAGCCCUUGAAGAUGCUUAUGGUGGAUUCCGUGGAAAAGAGAUUGUGAACGAUUUCCGCGAUUAUGCGGAUAUCUGCUUUAAGAACUUUGGAGAUAGAGUGAAGCAUUGGAUGACACUGAACGAGCCAUUGACUGUGGUGCAACAAGGGUAUGUUGCGGGUGUAAUGGCUCCAGGAAGAUGCUCCAAAUUCACUAACCCUAAUUGCACCGCUGGAGAUGGAGCUACCGAGCCGUAUAUCGUUGGUCACAACCUUAUCCUUGCACACGGAGCCGCCGUCAAAGCCUACAGACAAAAAUACAAGGCGUCUCAAAAAGGUCAAGUAGGUAUUGCUUUGAACGCGGGUUGGAACUUGCCCUAUACAGAAUCAGCCGAGGAUAAGUUAGCCGCGGCACGAGCCAUGGCCUUCACAUUUGACUACUUCAUAGAGCCACUUGUGACCGGUAAAUACCCGGUGGACAUGGUCAACAAUGUAAAAGGUGGUCGCUUGCCUACAUUCACUGCAAAACAAUCUAAGAUACUCAAGGGCUCAUAUGAUUUCAUCGGCAUCAAUUAUUACUCUUCUUCUUACGCAAAAGAUGUCCCUUGCUCCACUGAAAACAUUACAAUGUUCUCUGAUCCUUGUGCUAGCGUCACUGGUGAAAGAGAAGGAGUUCCCAUCGGUCCAAAGGCUGCAUCGGAUUGGCUUUUAAUAUAUCCAAAAGGGAUUCGUGAUCUUGUCCUCUAUGCAAAAUACAAGUUCAAGGAUCCUGUCAUGUACAUAACCGAGAACGGUAGAGAUGAAGCUAGUACUGGUAAAGUCUUCCUUCAAGAUGGUGAUAGAAUUGAUUACUACGCUCGACAUCUCGAGAUGGUUAAAGACGCUAUCUCGGUUGGAGCAAAUGUGAAGGGAUUUUUCGCUUGGUCGUUGCUAGAUAACUUCGAGUGGGCAAUGGGAUACACGGUUCGGUUCGGGCUGGUUUACGUCGAUUUCAACGAUGGACGUAAGAGAUACCCGAAGAAAUCAGCUCAAUGGUUCAGAAAAUUGUUGAAAGGAAAGAAAAGCCAAUGAUGAGGCCAUAUUAUUAGUAGCUCUGUUUCACUGAGAGAUUUAUUAUUAUUAUUAUUAUUUUCUCCAUUGGAUAUAAUAAGCCAGAGUUUUAUAUACUAUGAACCCGAUUGAUAUUAACUCUACUAGUACGUUAAAGCUUGU
Thlaspi arvense is the source of this 1765-nucleotide messenger RNA. NCBI's taxonomy places the organism in Eukaryota, Viridiplantae, Streptophyta, Magnoliopsida, Brassicales, Brassicaceae. The record is from the annotation of a GenBank genome assembly.